Messenger RNA from Trematosphaeria pertusa, 1450 nucleotides. RefSeq lists its product as uncharacterized. The transcript has a single exon. The record is from RefSeq and is a predicted model, not a curated record. Lineage: Eukaryota; Fungi; Ascomycota; Dothideomycetes; Pleosporales; Trematosphaeriaceae. The coding region runs from base 202 to 1140 and encodes 312 amino acids.
GCUUCUUCCCUUCACCUACCACCUGGGCACAACACUGCUGUCUUUCAACAUUUGAUAAUUAAUUCCCAGCCUGGACCUCUCCAGCGCUUGUCCAUCUUGUAGCAGAUCGCUCGGUUCGGCCGAUCGCUGAAAACAUCCCUCUCCUCUCCUCUUCAACAAUAACGCUCCCAGGCUGAAGCGGAAGCCGCCACCAACCCUUCAAUGGCUUCCACGGCGCUCAAUUCUGCUUCUUCAUCCUCGUCGACCAACCCUGCGGAUGGAGUGCCCAUCUCCAUCCCCGCACGACCUGCGCACCCCUCCAUUUGCGCAUUCCCCGUCGAGAUCCGCCUCGAUAUCUUCACCCACCUCCUCGACCUCGCCGCCGUCCCGCGCUCCUACGGCUACACCGGGCCCAUACAACGCUCCCCCAAGCGCUCCUCCAACGGCCGCCUCAAAACUCUCCGCGAACACGCCGUGCUUCUCGUCAGCAAGCAACUCUCCUCCGAAUACCGCCAAUGCUUCUACGAACGCACAUCCUUCUUCCUACGCAUCGACGCCACCAACGCGUUCCGCACCGUGCCAGACCUUAGCAUCACCGCUGAACAAGCGCAAACAAAGGGGAUCGGGACUGGGACGCCUAAUUUCUGGAGGGCGCCUGAUGCGCUGCUGGCAAAUCUACGGCAUUGUACGCUUUUCGUUGAGCUAGGGGAGAUAGCAUGUGAUGCAAAGGCUAUACAUAGCCUGAGCCGGAUCACGAGGUCGAAUUUGAGUCUCACAGAUGCGCGCGCUGUGCGCGGCGAGCUGAAGACGUUCCGCUCGCACGCCGAGGUUAAGGCUAAGGACGCAGAGUUCGAUUCGAGCAUCGUUUCUGCCGUUCUCGCCCUUUUAGAGCACAUGCAGCAGCUCCGCAGCGUGCAGCUCGUCUGGGAUACAACGGUCGCGGGCACCAGGACCUCGCGCGCCACGAGCAGCAAUACGAAUUGGACGUGGGAUUUUCUGGGUGCUGUGUUCCUUGACUGUCUGAAGGAGAAGCGGAAUAUGCGCGAGCUUAGAGUCAAGGUCGGCGAUCGGUAUGGUGAUACGGUGUACCAGGGGAAGAAGAUUGACGGAGGGGAGUGGGAAGGUCGCAUAGUGAGGACGGAGGAUGGCCGGAUCCUGUGACUCAUGUCCAGGGAAUUGAAUGCGCGGCUUGACGCUCUUGUUCAAGAGGUGCGUGGCCUGAGAGCGGGGCUAGUUUCAUUACGCUAGGAGACUAGACGGAUGGCUGGUGGAUGGUGUAUCGGCAGAACUGAACUGAUGAAAUAUGGUCUCAUUUUGGGCUUGCACAAUGACCACUAUUGCCAGAGGGAUUCACUUGGAGGAUGAUAGAGAAGCAUAGGGAGAUGAAUAGGCCCUAGUGCGGCGCAUCUGGUGCCUAGGACAGUGCUAAGUGAAAUGUAAAUUAGCAUUGUCAGUUGGAGCCCUGAGGAAU